Pungitius pungitius (ninespine stickleback) is the source of this 1245-nucleotide messenger RNA. Its product is annotated as odorant receptor 131-2-like. Gene Ontology annotation, biological process: detection of chemical stimulus involved in sensory perception of smell; G protein-coupled receptor signaling pathway. NCBI's taxonomy places the organism in Eukaryota, Metazoa, Chordata, Actinopteri, Perciformes, Gasterosteidae. The record is from RefSeq and is a predicted model, not a curated record. The transcript has 2 exons. Gene Ontology annotation, molecular function: odorant binding; G protein-coupled receptor activity; olfactory receptor activity. Bases 5 to 907 code for a protein of 300 amino acids. Gene Ontology annotation, cellular component: membrane.
AGAGAUGAACGUGACGUCUGCCAACGUGACGUUGGUUUUACAGUAUCGAGACUCCUUCUCUAAAGCGCUGACCAAGAACGUGAUAGUUGUGGUUCUCGGGAUCUCCAUUAACUACAUCAAUGCAGGCCUCAUUCGCACCUUCUGCAAACACCAGAUCUUCUACACAAACCCUCGCUACAUCCUUUUUUUUCACCUGGUGGUCAACGACAUGAUCCAGCUGACGGUGACUGUUCUCCUGUUCGUUCUCAGCUACACCGUCUACAAAAUAAAUUUCUCCUUUUGUUGCAUCAUCAUCGUGCUCGCUGUCUUCACCACUGAAAACACUCCUCUGAACCUGGCCUGCAUGGCGGUGGAGUGCUACAUCGCCGUCUGCUUCCCCCUUCGCCACAUGCAGAUCUGUACCGUCAGGAGAACCUUGAUGCUGAUUGGCUUUAUGUGGUCGACCACCAUGUUGUCAGUUCUUCCUGAUCUGUUCUUCACUUUGGCCACAGAGCCGCUGGACUUCUUAAAUUCCAAAGUCUUCUGCCUCAGAGAAACUCUUUUCCCAAAUCCCCUCCUCAUCAAGAAGAGAGACAUAAAAUAUUUAUUGUUUUUAGUUAUGGUUUCGAUAACCAUCUUUUACACUUACUUGAACAUCCUGUUCACUGCUAAAAAAGCUAGCAUAGAUGCUAAAAAGGCCAGAAAUACAAUCAUCCUCCAUGGGUUCCAGCUGCUGCUUUGUAUGUCAACUUACACAGGGCCGCAGGUAUUAAUUGUCCUGAAGCAAUUCUUCCCUGAGAAUUAUGUAGACCAUUUAUUUGCUUCCUACAUUAUUGUACAGGUCCUGCCACGAUUCAUUAGUCCAAUCCUCUAUGGCAUUAGAGACAAGACAUUUAGGAUACACUUGAAAAGUCAUCUGUGGUGUUGAGUCAGUACACUGUGACCUUACCCGAGAAGGGUUUUCCAGAGGAAAAAGCAACAUUCUCUCAACUUCAGGUGAUGAAGCGAUGAAUCAUCCUGAUUUUUCUGAUCGGAAACAUACAAACAGGAAUUAAUGUUUUUUCUGUUGGGAAUUAUCUUGACUAUGUGUUGAGGUUAUGUACUAUUUAUUUUUGUACAAUUUGCAUGUUUAUUUACUGAAUACUUUUUAAGAUAGUUGGAAAUUGGUCUUUGAAAUAACAACUUUGUUGAAGGUAUUUCUUUUAUGAAAAUAACUUUGAUAACCCUAACCCUGAAAAAAGACCGGUUACGGCUUCCUCUUGUAUC